Molecule: messenger RNA, 1125 nt
Organism: Spinacia oleracea (spinach)
Lineage: Eukaryota; Viridiplantae; Streptophyta; Magnoliopsida; Caryophyllales; Amaranthaceae
Exons: 1
Coding region: 1-1125 (374 amino acids)
Molecular function (GO): nucleic acid binding
Source: RefSeq, a predicted model, not a curated record
AUGGCUUCAGAUCAAGAGGAGGACGACUUCCUCGAUUUUUCCGAUGAUGAAGGAGACAGCACGAAAUCUGAUUCAGAUUAUGAUGAUGAUGAGACAACACAAUCUCUGGCACAAAAUGCUGAAAGUGAAGUAAAUGCUCAUCACAUUGGGGACUUUGAGCAUAACCAACAAUUGCCAGAUCUUAAUGAAGUGGGACAAGAAGAUGCACAUGAAUGUGAAGUGGGACCACAUCAUACAUCAGGUAUAUCAGAUAACCACUCAGUUCCAUUUUUGUUUGAUUUGAACAUGCCAGCACAACAAGAGUUCCCACCAUCUCCAAUUCAUCAAACAGAAACACAACAAAAUCAUCAUAAGCCUAAAACCCUUAGGAUUAACAAUGAAUUAAGGUUGGAAAUCUUGUUGUUCCUUCUCUUAAGGAAAAAAAAAGAUUCAGAAGAACUCAUUUAUGGGACAAUUAGGCAGGUUGUUAUAAAGUUUGAUUACACAAGGCAGGCAAUUAGAAAAAUAUGGCAAAGAGCAGUAGAACAAAAGGUGGCCAUGGAUUCAUAUCUUUGUGAGAGCAGAUAUCACAACUGUGGGAGGAAGAGAAUUCAAAUAACAUAUGAAUCUAUAGCAUCUAUAGGCAUGGGGGACAUAACAAGCAUAGUUGAUCUUGCACAGAUGCUGCAUUUGAGUCCAACAACAGUUUGGAGAAUGGUGAAAAGAAAACAGAUCAAAGCACAUUCAAGUCCCUUGCAUCCAGGCAUUUCAGAUGAAUGCAAGAUGACAAGGAUGAGGUGGGUACUUGGUCUCAUUAUGGACUACUCAAUACCAAAUGAUCCCACAUACUACAGCAUGUAUGAUUUCAUUCACAUCGAUGAGAAAUGGUUCUAUCUUACGCAAAAAAGUCAAAGAGUCUAUUUAGCAAACAAUGAACCAUUUCCACACAGGAAGGCAAAAUCAAGAACUAAGAUACCAAAGUUCAUGUUCAUGGCAGCAGUAGCAAGGCCAAGGUGGGGACAAGAUGGGCAGUGUGAGUGGGAUGGCAAACUUGGCAUAUUCCCAUUCACAGAUUCAGUGGCAGCAAAGAGAACAUCCAAAAACAGAGUAAAGGGGACAAUUGAGACAAAACAAUCAAGUCAGUGA